Molecule: messenger RNA, 1671 nt
Organism: Lachancea nothofagi CBS 11611
Lineage: Eukaryota; Fungi; Ascomycota; Saccharomycetes; Saccharomycetales; Saccharomycetaceae
Source: the annotation of a GenBank genome assembly
AUGGCAAAGGCACCUAAAAAGCCGGCUGCUUCAGCUGUGGUAGAUCGAAAUAACCCAAAGCUUUCUUUGUGGAAUUUCUGGGUCAGUUGUACGCUACUGAAGCUACUUUUGAUUCCAGGUUAUUUUAGUACAGAUUUUGAUGUUCACCGCAAUUGGCUGGCAAUCACCAACAAGCUUCCACUAAAAGAAUGGUACUUCGAGUCUACAAGCCAAUGGACACUGGAUUACCCACCUUUCUUCGCAUAUUUCGAAUGGAUUUUGUCGCAAUUUGUUUCCAAAGCAGUAAGAGAGGAUGGAUGUCUAGAUAUUGUGGCCGUCGGAAAGUUUGGCUUUCCAACUGUUCUAUUUCAGAGACUUACAGUCAUUGCCAGUGAAGUGAUGCUAUUUGUGGUGCUGCAAAUAUACAUAAAUAAAAGUCAAAUGGCCGAGCGUUCAGCAAAUUUCGUGGUGGCCAGCAGUAUUGUCCUAUCACCCGGAUUUCUGAUGAUCGAUCACAUCCACUUCCAAUACAAUGGAUUUCUGUUUGCCAUUCUUAUUGCUUCAAUCCUCGCUGCUAAACAUCAAAGAUACCUGCUAUGUGGCUUUUUCUUCACAACUGCCUUGUGCUUCAAGCACAUUUUCUUGUACUUAGCGCCAAGUUUCUUCGUGUUCCUUUUGAGAGUGUACGUGCUGGAUUUCUCCAAUUUCCAAUUUAAAAGCUACAAUGACCUUAUUUCGAUCGUUCAGUGGAAAAAUCUAUUCAAGUUGGGGAGCGUUGUGCUAUCUGUGUUAGCUGUCUGUUUUGCUCCGUUCGUUAGAGAUUGGUCUCAAGUAUUAAAAAGGCUUUUUCCUUUUUCCAGAGGCCUAACUCAUGCAUACUGGGCCCCCAAUUUUUGGGCUUUAUAUUCUUUGCUUGACAAAGUUUUAACUUUGAUCAUUCUGAAAGUUCCUUGCGUCCAUGGUUUUCUGACUCAGUUUAUCGCACCUCCUUUGAUUCCUGCGACUAUUGAGGAGAUAAACUGGAAAAUUCAGCAAUACAAUGUCGGCACGAAAGGUUUGGUUCAGGACGUUUACUUCGUGAUUCUACCUCAGAUUCAACCUAAGCUGACAUUCUUUCUUACGCUCUUUUACCAAAUUCUAGCGGUCAUACCAGUAUUGUUUAGUCCAUCUUUCAAGAGGUUUGUUGGAUCACUCACACUUUGCGGAUUUGCCUCUUUCCUGUUCGGCUGGCAUGUUCAUGAAAAGGCUAUUAUGUUGGUCAUCAUUCCUUUUUCCUUUCUGGUCACAUCAGAUAGAAGGCUUCUCACGCCAUUUCAUUUACUAGUCUCUGCUGGUUACGUUUCGCUCUUUCCUCUAUUACAUGAGUCUCAAGACUUUUUACUCAAAUUACUUUACACUUUGGUCUGGAUGAUCAUUUAUUCUUUUGCACUUAGACAAGUCACCAAGAUGUCUUCCAGUGUUCAACGACGGGUCUUCUUCUUUGAUAGAUUUGCAUUGUUUUACAUUGUAAUGCUUGUGCCAAUGGUAUUUGGAGUCCAAUUGUUAGAGGCCUUAAAAUGGAGAUACGCAGUUCUACAGAAAUUUGAGUUCGCAGGCCUAAUGAUAUAUAGUAUUUACUGCUCGAUAGGAGUUUUGAGCUCUUGGGUGGGGUUGUCCUGGUUGUACAAUUUCGAUGAGCCGCUUUGGAUGUGA